CAUCCUUUACCUAACUUCUUGUGGUGGUGUUUUUUUCUCUCAGCAUCGAUAUCUUUUCUUAUGACGAUAGAACGAGUCCUUCGCAUGAAAGGUGGUGUGGGAGAAAAAAGUUAUGCAAAUAAUUCCUUAUUACAGAGAAAAGUGAUAAUGAAAGUGGCAGCUAUAGUGGAAGAGAAUUUAAAACCGUUGAUGUCCAACACAACUUUUAAUGGUUGUUUUAAAGUAGCUGAUUUAGGUUGCUCUUCAGGACCAAAUACACUUUUGGUCAUCUCUAAUAUCUUGAACAUCAUCAUUGAAAUUAGCUUGAAGUUAAACCAUGAGACACCUGUAUUUCAAAUUUAUCUCAAUGAUUUAUUUGAAAAUGAUUUCAAUACAAUCUUCAAGUUACUCCCUGAUUUCUACAAGAGUAUACAACAAGAAAAAGGAGAAAAUGUUGGAGCAUGCUUCAUAAAUGCAACACCUGGAAAUUUUUAUGGACGACUCUUUCCUACUAAUUAUAUCAACUUCUUUCAUUCCUCCUAUUGUCUCCAUUGGCUAUCACAAGCACCCAAAGAUUUGGCCAAUAAUGCAAAACCACUCAACAAGGGAAAUAUUUACAUAUCAAGAACAAGUCCUCCAUCGGUCUAUGAAGCAUAUUUUGUGCAAUUUGCAAGAGAUUUCAAGUGUUUUCUAAAGUCACGCUUCGAAGAAAUAGUAUCAGAUGGUAUGAUGGUACUAACAUUCAUUGGCAGAGAAACAUCAAAUGAAAUUACUUCUAUUCAAGAGGUACUUGGCCUGGUACUCAACGAGAUGGUCCAAGAGGGUUUAGUUGAAGAGGAGAAAUUAGACUUGUUUAAUUUUCCAACAUACCAUCCUACUGUAGAGGAAGUAAGACAAGUGAUUGAGGCAGAAGGAUCUUUUACACUUCAAGUAAUGAAAACUUUUAAAAUGGGUUGGGAUGCAAACCUCCAUAAUGAUGGUAUUGUUGAUAGCAAAAUGAGAGGGGAGCUUAUAGCCAAGUACCACAGAGCUGUUUUUGAACCUCUUUUAAUAGACGGGUUUGGUGAAAAUAUCAUGGAUGAAUUGUUCUCAAGAUUUGCAAAGCUGCUUGCACAGCUCAUUGAGUUAGAGACAUUAGAGUUUACUAAUAUUGUAUUGCUCUUGACAAAGGGUCUUUGAAAAUAGCCAAGAAUAUCAAUAAUAUGAAUCAAAAGUAGAAUAAAAUGGUAAUUAAAAUAAUGUUGCCAUAGUUUUGUUGUUUGUCCUUUUCAUUCUUGUAUUGUUUUAACACAUGGAGUUGUA
This is a messenger RNA of Medicago truncatula (barrel medic), 1281 nucleotides long. Its product is annotated as xanthosine methyltransferase 2. The record is from RefSeq and is a predicted model, not a curated record. The transcript is spliced from 4 exons. NCBI's taxonomy places the organism in Eukaryota, Viridiplantae, Streptophyta, Magnoliopsida, Fabales, Fabaceae. Gene Ontology annotation, molecular function: methyltransferase activity. Bases 61 to 1158 code for a protein of 365 amino acids.